GAAUUUAUUGAAGAGAUGAUGGAAUGUUUUAAAAAUCAAAAAAAGAUUCAUCGUAAAUAUGCAUUUCAAAUAAUUUUGACCGUACGGAAAAUGAUGUUAGAAUUACCAUCGUUGGUGGACGUAAAUAUACCUCAAAACUGCAAAUUAACUGUGUGCGGAGAUGUUCACGGUCAAUUCUAUGAUUUCCUCAAUAUUUUUAAGAUCAAUGGAUUACCAUCUGAAGAGAACAUGUAUCUUUUCAAUGGUGAUUUUGUUGAUCGUGGAUCAUUUAGCGUUGAGGUUAUACUGACUUUGUUCGCUUUUAAAUGGUUAUACCCAACUUCUGUCUAUUUGACGAGAGGCAACCAUGAAACGGAUGAUAUGAACAAGGUUUAUGGAUUUGAAGGGGAGGUUAAGGCUAAAUAUUCUGAACAGAUGUUUGAAUUAUUUUCCGAGACAUUUACUGCCCUUCCACUUGCACAUCUUAUCAAUCAAAAAAUCUUGGUAGUUCAUGGUGGAUUAUUCAGUAGAGAUGAUGUCACACUAGAUGAUAUUAGAAAUAUUGAUAGAAUUGACAAGAAACAGCCUGAACACGGAAGCUUAAUGUGUGAACUCCUGUGGUCUGAUCCGCAACUACUCCCGGGACGUGGCCCGAGUAAACGAGGCGUUGGAAUACAAUUUGGACCUGAUGUCACUGAAAAGUUCUUGAAACGUAAUAAUAUUGAUUUACUAAUAAGAAGUCACGAGGUCAAAGAAAAUGGUUAUGUAGUCGAACAUAACGGCAAAUGCAUUACUGUAUUCUCCGCCCCCAAUUACUGUGAUACCAUUGGAAACAAAGGAGCAUUAAUUAAUAUUACACCAGACUUACAGUUAGCUUAUAAAACAUUUGAAGCAGUGCCCCAUCCCAACGUUCGGCCUAUGGCUUAUGCGAGUCAAUUUGGUGGUUUAUUUACUUAA
Dentiscutata heterogama is the source of this 936-nucleotide messenger RNA. Lineage: Eukaryota; Fungi; Glomeromycota; Glomeromycetes; Diversisporales; Gigasporaceae. The record is from the annotation of a GenBank genome assembly.